Molecule: messenger RNA, 2221 nt
Organism: Jatropha curcas
Lineage: Eukaryota; Viridiplantae; Streptophyta; Magnoliopsida; Malpighiales; Euphorbiaceae
Product: VQ motif-containing protein
Source: RefSeq, a predicted model, not a curated record
UAUGAAAGAAGGAGAGGAAGAGGAGCAAGAAGAAGAACAAGAACAAGAAGAAGAUAAGCACGAGAGAUAGAGAAAGUGAGGUAGCCUUCUUUUACGGGUCAUGUUCUUUCUCUUCUUUUAAGCUAAGAAAAUAAAUAAAUAGUAAAAAGAGCGAAAAAACCAAACAAAACACUACAGUUUUACAGAGACAGACAUAUUCUUUCUUUUUCAAUUUCCACCACACUUUCUCUCUCUAUCAAAGACCAUAGCUUUAAUCUGAAACUCUCAUUUUGGACCCUACUCGCCUGCCUAACCAUUGAGUCUGCCAUAAAGGAAGAAGAAGAAAUCACAUCCCCACCACACAAAACCGGAGACAGCUCUGCUGUUUUGCCCACAUAUAGAUAGAUAUUUAGUGGAUCAUUACAUUAGAUCUAGAGAGAGAAACACCUGUUAUUCUGUUUGGUUUGGUUUGGUUGGGAUUUUGUUUUUUGGGUUUGUAUAAUGGAUAAAAGCUGUCAAUCCUCUGGCGGAGAGUCUACAAUCACCACCAGUAGCAGCAGUAGCACCAACACUAAUACUUCCAGAGAUCAUUACCUCAAAAACCUCAAUAAGCUUUCUCACAAGAUCUCUAAACCCAUCAUCACCAAAAAAUCCCCUUUUGAUCAUCAAAAUCAAAACUUCAAUCACAGUAAUAUUAAUAAUCAGCAACAGCAAUCACAAUCACAGCCUACCCAGCAGCAGCAGCAGCAGCAUCAGCCGCCGGUGUACAAUAUCAAUAAGAAUGAUUUCAGAGACGUGGUUCAGAAACUCACCGGAUCUCCUGCUCAUGAAAGGUUCAGUACUCCUCCGCCUAUUCACCCACCAAAGCCUCCAAGCUCUCGCUUGCAGCGUAUUCGUCCUCCGCCGCUCGCGCAUGUUAAUAAUCGCCCGCCUCCUUUGAUAAAUAGCGCCAUCCCUACUCAUCAUCCACCGCCGCCUGCAAUUAAUGCCAGCAUGAAUCCUCCCGUGCCGACCGCAACUGCAACCAACAGUUUUAUCCAACGCCCAUUAGCUCCUCUCUCACCGUUACCGCCGUUUCCGGCGGUUCAUGCGGCGGCGGAAUCGCCGGUUUCUGCUUAUAUGCGUGACCUUCAGAACUCAAUCUUAGCCGCCGAAUCAAAUAAGCAUUUUUCAGGAUUCUCGCCUCUUGCCCCACUGGUUUCUCCUCGCUGGAAUAAUCUACCUCCACAACAGCCUCCGCCCCAGCAAAAUCAACAACCAUUUGCACCUCCGGAGCAGGGGGUACUUCCCUCACCGACAUCAGGUUUGGGUGGUUCGCAGCCGCAGUUUCACUUACCACCUUCACCGCUGCCGUUUGGGUGUUUCAACUCGCCGCGAUCACCUCGCCCUUUGCUAUCCCCAGGUCUGUUGCUCUCGCCUUCUCCAUUUCCGCUAUCGCCGACAUUGCCAGUGCCCAGCCCUAGAUGGAGAGAUCUAUGAGGCUGCUUCUUGUUUGGUCAGAUACUUGGGGAAAUUCUCAAAAUCAUUGGUCUGUUGGAUUAUCAAUAUGCAUUUUCUUAAACUUCAUCUGCUCUUUUAUUUGUACGAGUUGCCAUUCUGCUAAGUAGUUAUGCAUUCAAGAAUCUUUGACGUUGAGUAUGAACUACUGGGCCAGUAUGCAUGAAGAAAAAUGAACGUUAUACAUCUAAAUGAAUAGAUUGUAAUGGUCAGGAUGUUUGCAUGUUUAUCUAUCAUGAAGAAAAGCUAAAAAGCUUAGUAUUCAAUUUACCAUCUUUGCUGGGUUACGGGAAACAUCAAUCUUCUCUAUGGACUCUAGGGCAAAUCCCCCCCUGCUCUUCUUAAAUGAUAGAUAGAGGCGAUGGACAUGGAGCUUAACGUUUGCUUGGUCAGAACGAAAAAGAAAAAGGAACUUGUUCAAGUGCCUUAUUUGUAUGGAAUUGACAGCACUAGCACCAACAAAAUUCCAUUUGGUGGAAUGAGAUCUUACUUUAUGUAGUUAAAGUGGGAACAUCCAAAAGCUGAUAUUUUGUUUCAUGCUAGAUCUUGCCUAACUUUUCUUACAAUGGAAUAUUUGUGUUCUUGGUUGUGACUUGUGCCCACAUUUAUUGUCUUGUUAAGUCUGGGUUUUCUUAUUUUGGAUGAAUAUAGCUGAUGGUUAUUCAUUUAUUUUUCGACUCCCCAUUGUUAUGGACUUAUCUGAGAUGUUAGAAGUUAACAGCAGUUAACAAAUUUACUUCUUUCA